This is a messenger RNA of Lentinula edodes (shiitake mushroom), 1356 nucleotides long. RefSeq names its product BRO1 domain-containing protein. Gene Ontology annotation, biological process: cellular response to pH. The transcript is spliced from 5 exons. Gene Ontology annotation, cellular component: plasma membrane. Lineage: Eukaryota; Fungi; Basidiomycota; Agaricomycetes; Agaricales; Omphalotaceae. The record is from RefSeq and is a predicted model, not a curated record. Bases 1 to 1356 code for a protein of 451 amino acids.
AUGACUACCUUUUUGUACGAUCUCUCGACCACUGGCGCCAUUUCUUUUUCAGAUAUUAUAAAUGACCCCUCCAACUCGUUUACGAGACGGCUUUCCGAAGCUACCCAGAUGCGCUCUCGACUACGAGGUGCAUUGAAAGAAAGCAAACGAACAGAUGGGGAGAAGGACUAUCUUACGAUUAUCAAAAUCAUAGAUGAUUACCUUCCUCAACUACAGAGUAUCAUCAAUUGUGUCGCACACCAUGAGCUCGAGCUCAAAUCGGAACCUGUUUUUAGUUGGAGAACUACACUUUCCGCAAACUUCCUGAACAACUCUCCUCGUAUUUCUCUGCCAUCUCUUCAUGCUGAGCAUGCUUGCAGCCUCCUCACUUAUGCUUUCGCGCUUUCCAAUCUCGCAAGAAUUAUCGUAACUAGUCUCGGGCCAUUCGAGCAUGAUCGCGCGAUAUCCCAGGCAGAACGGGAAACUAAAGAGGAAAAAUUGAAACAUGCGACCGGUCAUUUGAGUCGUGCCUCUGGAAUUUUCACGUAUCUCAGUGAAACAGUAUUGCCCGAGCUGCAACAUUCAGCUUCUGCAUCUAAAUCCAAACUGCCACCAGACCUUUCACCUGAAGUCAAUACAGCUUUGGCGAGGAUGUCUCUGGCAGACGCACAAACCCUAGCUAUUCGCAAAUUGUUAUCUAAAUCUUUCUAUGACUCCAACAUUGCGCCCGGUCCUCCACUUCCCAAAUCACACCCUGCCCCCGGUCUGAUUGCCAAACUGCACUUGGAAUGUGCCUCGCUAUAUUCCAGCGCUCGAACUCUUGCUAAGACCCCAUCAGCAUCAUCAAAGUCUGCUGAAGACGUAUCUCCAGAAUUGCGACAUUACCUUGGCGACGAAGCCUUGCUGCAUUCCGCUCUCGCAAAAAAAUGGUUCGGCAUCGACGCAGGCGAGAACGGUGGAGAGGACAGAGGUGGCGAUGCUGUCGGGUUACUGAUCUGGGCCCAGAAAGAGCUUCAAGAACUGAAAGAUGGCGGCAAGGGAGUCGGACUAUCAAGGGGAGAGAAAGAGAAGAGAGAUAGGAAUUUGAGGAAAGAAAAGGUUACCAAAGAGUUGGAAAUAACUGGCGUCUGGUUGAAGCAUUACAAGAAAAUUAAUGAUACAGUACAUUUUAAAUCUAUCCCAUCCCAAGCAGAUCUACAGUCCCGUCUUUCAAGUGGUGUCUCUGCCGUUUUUGCCACCCCGUAUAGUCUUCCAGAGCCCAUGUUUGGACCAGGCUCUGGUGCUCGGGUGCAAAAGGAACAAGAUACGUUAGAUCGGGAAGGCUCGAUGGGUGGAUCUGCUUCGAGCACAUAUGCUGGUGCGGGAGAAUACUAUUGA